AUGACGACAUUUGAAUCCCAUCCUGAUUUUACUCUCUUUCCCUUCCAUUCCCAAUCGAAGAUGAUGGCCGUCGAAGCUGCCAGGUCUAAGCAACCUUCAUAUUUCGAUCCCAUGGCUAUGGAUCCUUCCAUGUUCUCUUUCCCCGUGGAAAACCUCCCCCACUACGCUCAGAGCCACGAUAUGUCCCGUGCUUGCAAUUCCUACUACAAUACCCAGAUGUUCGAGGGCGCAGACCUCCAAAAGUCUACCUAUUUCUCUUCUAUGCCCGCCACACCCCCUUCGGUUCCCAACUCCCACUGCGCCGAGCCUUGUAUUCCUGUCAGCUCUUCUGCAUCGGGCCCGUCAAUUGCUAGUGCAUCCUCCUCUGCCAUGGGGUCUCCAUACUCUGGAACCGCUCAUGCGUUCCAGGAGAAUUGGGUAAACACAAACCAUGGACUGGGUCUGCCGGUGGCGGUAAUGAGUGACCUUUUCCCUCAAGAGUACAUGGCAAACACAGCAGAGGUAGACAUGAUCUACCAGGAGAAGUUUCCUGACUCGUUUGUUGAUCCUUCGUUGAUCCAACCGGCGCAGCAAAGCUCCAGCAUUACCCCGACUAUCGCAUAUCCCGAACAACCAACUUCAUCCUACUCAAAUAUGCCACCAAACUACUUCCCCCACUCUCCUGCCGCAUCACCCCUUCCUUACAAUGACAUUGUAGAGCACCACCCUUCGCCACGCUCACACCCAGCACAGCACGUUGGGCAGUCUCCUCUCGCAAUCCCUCACCACCCUCAUUCCCGCCCAGUUUCAAUCUAUGAUCGACGAUCAUCUAUCUCCUCAAUUCACUCCCGGCGCUCGCAACACAGUCCAGCACUGAGCAGCAUCGAACCAGACGAAGAAAUCAAAGAAAAAGGGCGCUGUCCCCACCCCGAUUGUGGCCGCGCGUUCAAAGAUUUGAAAGCUCACAUGUUGACUCACCAGUCAGAACGGCCAGAAAAAUGUCCAAUUCUGACUUGCGAGUACCACAUCAAGGGUUUCGCCCGCAAAUACGACAAGAACCGCCACACCCUGACCCACUACAAAGGAACCAUGGUGUGCGGCUUCUGCCCAGGAUCCGGCUCCCCCGCAGAGAAGAGCUUCAACCGCGCGGACGUCUUCAAGCGACACCUCACAUCCGUCCACGGCGUGGAACAAACACCACCGAACUGCCGAAAGCGCAGCCCCGGCGCGCCUAAGAAGGGCGGCAACUACAGCCCUGACGCAACCGGCAAGUGCUCAACUUGCUCAGCCACCUUCAGCAACGCACAGGACUUCUAUGAGCAUCUGGAUGACUGUGUCCUCCGCGUUGUGCAACAAGAAGAGCCCUCGGAAGCAAUCAACCAGCAGCGUUUGGCCGAGGUUGCCUCGGACGAGGAGGUUCAAAAGACCAUGGAGAGGCACCAACUACACGACGUGGCCGGUCCCGUCGAUCAAUUUGAUGAUUACGAAGACCAAGACGAAGAUGAUUCCCUCGAUCCCUCCCACUGGCGCGGUCUGAAGACCAAAUCCAAAUUUUCCAAGGGCGUUCCUGCCUCCCGCCCCAUCCUCGGCUCUGGCAAUGCCAUCUCCAAAAACUCCAAAGCACCUCGUACCGUCGCGACCCGUCGCCGCAACAACCGUGGCAACUACCCCCAGUCCUGGGGCUGCCCCAGCAGCACCAUGAAGACCAAGAAGCGCGUGCUCUGCGUCUUCGAUGGCCAGCGCCGCCUGUGGAAAGACGAGAUGAUGCUGAACAACGAGUUCGAGGUCCGUCUGAGACUCCCCGGCGGUGCAGGUGAUGGCACCAACCGCGACGCAUACGUUACCGACCUAGAUGUUGAGACCCUGAAGCGCGCUGAAGGUGUCUUGAACGCCAGCGAGGACGAGCGUGGGCCUUGGUUGAACGGUCCUUUGCCUCACAUUAUGGGCCAGCCAGCGAUGCUAUUGCCGGAAUUGUGCCAAUCGCACGACGAUGAGAUUUCGAUCAAUGAAUUAAUGGCUUGA
This is a messenger RNA of Penicillium paradoxum, 2001 nucleotides long. RefSeq lists its product as uncharacterized. The transcript has 2 exons. NCBI's taxonomy places the organism in Eukaryota, Fungi, Ascomycota, Eurotiomycetes, Eurotiales, Aspergillaceae. The coding region runs from base 1 to 2001 and encodes 666 amino acids. The record is from RefSeq and is a predicted model, not a curated record.